Molecule: messenger RNA, 8878 nt
Organism: Xyrauchen texanus (razorback sucker)
Lineage: Eukaryota; Metazoa; Chordata; Actinopteri; Cypriniformes; Catostomidae
Product: protein MTSS 2-like
Exons: 15
Coding region: 309-2567 (752 amino acids)
Biological process (GO): plasma membrane organization; cell projection assembly
Cellular component (GO): actin cytoskeleton; cytoplasmic side of plasma membrane
Molecular function (GO): actin binding; phospholipid binding
Source: RefSeq, a predicted model, not a curated record
CACCGACCCCACCGCUCCAUACGCAGCUCUCCGCUUCUUACACCCAUUCAGCUCGAUUUCGCCUCGUUGUCCGAAGAUGACCGUGACUAUUGCGGGCCAUCCACGAUCCUAACUUCCUCCAACCGCAGAGAGUAGAUUCGGAGCAGAGCAAACCGACUGCUGAAGAGACAACGAUUUACAUGAUAUCUGCCUAAAUCUGUCUCUCAUCCACCAACACUUUCCUGCUUUCGGUGUCUCAAGGCAGGUCUAGACGGGAUAUUGUGGAAGUAAUUUCAUACUAGGAUUGUUUUUCGCUGUAUUCGGUGAAGAUGGAUAAUAUCAACGUGGAGUCGGUGGAGAAAGAGUGCGGAGCGCUUGGCGGAUUAUUCCAGGCGAUUGUCAAUGAUAUGAAGUGUUCAUAUCCUGUCUGGGAAGACUUCACUGCCAAGGCCACCAAGCUGCACUCUCAACUCCGAACCACCGUGUUAGCAGCAGUGGCCUUUUUGGAUGCCUUUCAAAAGGUGGCGGACAUGGCAACCAACACAAGAGGUGCCACCCGAGACAUUGGAUCGGCGCUGACCCGAAUGUGUAUGAGGCAUCGCAGCAUUGAGGCUAAACUACGGUAUUUUACUAAUGCUUUGAUGGAAAGCCUGAUCACUCCUCUACAGGACCGCAUUGAAGACUGGAAAAAGACAGCCAAUCAACUGGACAAGGAUCAUGCCAAAGAAUACAAACGGUCUCGUCAUGAAAUUAAGAAGAAAUCUUCAGACACAAUUAAAUUGCAGAAGAAAGCCAGGAAAGGACGGGGAGACCUUCAGCCUCAGCUGGACAGUGCGAUGCAGGAUGUGAAUGACAUGUACCUGCUGAUGGAGGAGACAGAGAAGCAGGCGGUGCGGCGCGCCCUAGUGGAGGAGAGAGGACGCUUCUGUACCUUCAUCAGCUUCCUGCAGCCUGUAGUGAAUGGAGAGAUUGCCAUGUUGGGAGAGAUCACUCAUCUCCAGGCCAUUAUUGAUGACCUCACUGUGCUGACCUCUGAUCCCCACAAGCUGCCCCCAGCCAGCGAGCAGGUAAUAAAAGAUCUUAAGGGGUCAGAUUACUCUUGGUCCUACCAGACUCCCCCCUCCUCUCCCAGCAGCUCCGGUUCCAGGAAAAGCAGCAUGUGCAGCAGUGUAAACAGUGCCCACAGUAGUGCCUCUCGAUCCUCUGGUGGCUCUCAGACUCACUCACCUAGUUCGUCCUGUCGCUACCGCAGCCUGGCCCAGCCGCUAACAACUGUCGCACACCGUCUCAGCAGCGUCUCCUCCCACGACUCUGGCUUCAUUUCCCAGGAUGCUAAUGUUUACUCCAAACCCCCAUCACCCAUGCCUUCUGAUAUUACCAGCCAGAAGUCAUCAAGUUCUGCAUCCUCCGAAGCAUCUGAGACAUGUCAGUCAGUUAGUGAGUGUAGCUCUCCUACUACAGAUUGGUCCAAAGUAGGUUCCAAUGAACAACCAUUGGCCAGCACACUUCAGAGGAGGAAAGAGCCUUUGGAUAGGCUGAGGGAGGCAGAAAGCUCUCCUCAGUCCCAGGGCUAUUCUGGGAUGCAUUUGGAAGAUCCCCAGAGGCCAAGGAUGACCCCGGCGACCAUAGCAGCCAAGCAUGGUGAGGAGGUCUCCCCAGCUGCUAGUGACCUAGCCAUGGUGCUGACACGAGGCCUCAGCAUGGAGCAGCAAAAGAGCAGCCGAGACUCCCUUCAGUACUCUAGUGGAUACAGCACUCAGACGACCACACCAUCCUGCUCAGAAGACACUAUCCCCUCACAAGGCUCCGAUUAUGAUGGCUACUCAGUGAACGGAGACACUGAGGCCGAUGGCCAGGCUGAAUUUGAUAAAUCCUCCACAAUUCCCCGUCACAGCAAUAUCGCCCAGAACUACCGCCGAAUGAUACAGACUAAACGACCUGCUAGCACAGCGGGCCUGCCCUGCGGAGUCGGCGCUAUGGGUGGACCACCUGGUGGAGGUGGUGGGGGUGGUAUGCCUGGCACUGCCACUAUCCGCCGAACACCAUCUACCAAGCCUGGGGUUAGACGCACACUCUCCAACGCUGGCCCCAUUCCUAUACGCCCACCCAUUGUGCCAGUUAAGACCCCCACUGUGCCUGACUCGACCGGCGGAUACACAGGCCUUCCCGCCCGUGUGGGCAGCGAAGAAUGUGUCUUUUAUGUGCCGGAUGACGCCUCCACAGGUGCGCUGGAAUACGUGAAGGCCUCUCCGAAGCGCUUGAGCCUGCCUAACACAGCUUGGGCCGCGGGGGGUGUGGGUGGUUUAGAGAUGAGCGUUUAUGGCCAAACAGGGGAAGAAGACCAUGUAUUGGCUGCCAAUCGCCACAGCCUGGUGGAGAAGAUCGGGGAGCUGGUGGCCAGCGCUCAUGCCUUAGGGGAGGGCCAGUUCCCUUUUCCAACUCUUCCAAAUCAUCCCCCACCAGGCCCUGAGUCCGAGUCUGACCCACAAGUGCCCCAGGAGGGUGUGGACAUGCUGGUCUCCAUUCGACGAGGGGUGCGACUGCGGAAAACCAUCUCCAACGAUCGUUCCGCACCACGGAUUCUGUAAUGGCUUCUGGAGAGAUGGAAGAAUUAGACCGAAGUAACCCAGAAAAAUACUUCACAUUGACUCUUUAGAAAAUGAGCUAUGAAAAGAAGAUAAUGAUAUAAUGUAAUGUUUAAAGUCAUUAGAGAAAAUACAAUGAAUAACAAUAAUGAAAAAAGUAAAUGAUAUGUAACAACAGGCUCAGGCCACUAUAACUCGUAGCGUGUCUGAACGCAUGUUUGUCUUAUUAACACGCCCAUCACCACAGGAUGGUUGAACUGUAGUGAGACAAUUAACUACUGAAAGAACAAGGGACCAGGAUGCUGGGGGAUUUUUGUGGUCCCCUCUAAUCUCAAUGGUCCCCAUAAAAUAACAGCCCUCCCCAAACUUUGGACCCCAGGAAUCUGUGCUGGAGAAGCUCCCUCAAAUUCAGGGGUAUGCAGGGGCUCUUUAAAAAUCUUUGCCCUCCACAAUGCUCUUUAACCCCGCCCUCACCUCCAGUAAAUUUGGCAUCACAUCCUGAAAGUAAUAGUGGCAUUACGCGUUGGUCUUUGGCUCAGUCUGCACUGCUGUUAGUUAGGCUGGAGGUGAGCAGGGCUGUGCUGCAGGUCAGCUUGUGGUUGCGUAGAGGGACAGGAUUUAUCUUUUGUUUGUACACUUCUGUUGUCUUGGUUGUCUUAUUUACGAGCAGUUAAUCACUCUCCUAGCUCUUAGGAGUAAAACAUGUUUAUGUCAGGUGUAUGAAUUUUUGUAGAAUUAAGGUGAAAAACCACCAUGAUAAUGUUGAGCAAUAAUGCUUUUUCCCUUUUUUUCUUUAACAGGGGAAGGUUUUGAAGAUCAGCUUUUAAUAAAGCUGUACAUUUUCAAUGUUUCAGGUGUCUUCAGAGAAGCGUAUGCUUUUGUAGACUGUAAGACUUCUUGUCAAGUCUAAUUAUGGCUCAUUUAAAGGUGCACUCAGUAAAAUGUGUGUUAAAGAAUUAUUCUGGGUUCAAUACAAGUUGAGGUCAAUCGACAGCACUUGUGGCACACCACCAAAAAUUAUUUCAACUCACCCCUCUUUUUAGCAAAAAUAGAGGUUACAGUGAAGCGCUUACAAUUGAAGUCAAUGGGACAAAUUGUUUUGGAGGGUUUAAAGGCAGAAAUGUGAAGCUUAUAAUUUUAUAAAGGCGCUUACAUUAAUCCUUCUGUUAAACAGUGUAUUAUUUGAUCUAUAAAGUUGUUUAAAUCAUUGUUUUUACAGUAAUUAUAGGAUUUACUGCAAGACAUCAUGUCAACGGAAUUGUAAAAUUGGCUGUAACUUUACACAGAAAAGGUUAGUAAGUGAUUUUAUCAAACUAAAAUCAUGUUAACACAUAUUGUUUAUGUCUUGUAGCUAUACUUUUGAAACAGUGAGUAUUUUAAUGUUUACAGAUUGCCCCAUUCACUUCCAUUGUAAGUGCCUCACUGUAACUCGAUUUUUGCUACUUUUUUUUCUUUUUUAAGAAAAGGAGGGGCAAGUCAAAAAUGUAUUUUUGUGGUGAUAAAUAUUAUGCCACAAAUACUGUCGGUUGAGCUUAACUUGUAAUGAACCCGGAACAUUCCUUUCAUGUUGUGCUGACUCCAAAAUUUGUGGUUACUGAUGUCAUUCGCAGUCAACCGUGAUUAAUUUAUUCUGUGAAAGCAGCUUGUUACUAGGGAUUAUGAGAUAAAGCAAAUAAUUUAGGCUGGUUGAAUGAUCUCAACACUGUGGCUUGAACACUAAUGAAUGUUUGCCCAGAACCAACACUUCUGAGAGUUUUCAUCUCAAGACAUUGUACAUCAAUUUAAAUAAAUAAAUACAAAAUACUGUUACUAUAUCUUUCUGUUCAGUAGUUUUGCAAAAAAAAAAAAAAAAAAAAAAAAUUACUGAGUGCACUUUUAAAAAUGAGGAGAGCACUUUUAAUGUGUAGUUUAAGGUUUUGACCACUAGUGGUCACUGUGGCCACACUGUGUGUGGUGAAUCCCGUGAGAAGGGGUGAUUGCAUGCCCUGAUGUAUAGGGACACGGAUGUGUACUGUAUAGCAAUGUAGGGAAACAAGAGAGAGACUGGAAGUGAAUCAGAUAUGGAUAUAUGAAUAAUGUUUUUGACAGAUAAUUGAUUGCUAAUUUAUAUUUUAUUUCCAAUUUGAGCUUCUAAAGUAUGAUAAUUUUUAGGGCAGAUUAUUUUCACCUGUUGCUAGUUAGCCUCAAAACACAGUCCCCCUGAAAUAGCUGUAGGAGGAUGAGAUAAUAUGAAGGCACAAACCUGGCUGCCAUUUUUGGGGAAAAAAAGAAGGAACUUUGGAAAUGCAGUGGGAAGUGGGGAUGAAAAAAGGAGGUAGAGAAUAUUGAUUUUGGACAAGAGGAGUCAUCCAGUUGUUUAUGAUAAAAGCAUUCCACUGCCUGUUGACAUAGGAAUACAUAACUAUGAAACAAAAGUUUCCUAGCAUCUUUAGAUUUACCACAGUACUGUCAACAGAAGGGUGAAUUCCUGAUGUGAAGAUAACAAUGCUCUGUGAUGAUACUGGAUGUGGAAGUGACAUAGGAGGUCAAAACAAAGUUUUAGUCAUGUUGUGUCUGUUGUGAGUGACUUUCUGUUCUCCCAAAACUCCUGAUAACCCCUGCAGUCAUUACUAGUGCUGUUCACAACAAACGAUAGACACUUACUCCUCAUUCUGACUUUUGGUUUGCUUUUGAAUUAUAUAUUUUGCAUAAAUAGAGCACUCUGUUUUAGGAAUGCCUGUGAUAAAAAAAAUAAGCAAAAGUAAAAAAGUGCCAAAAUGCUCUGGAAAUAGUGCUGUUCUUUAAAGCUGAACCCACACUGAAAGCAGACUGGAAUGAAAGAAUAAGGUUACGGUUUCAAUUUAAAUCAGCCAGCCAAUAAAAGAGCAGGUCAUGACUUUGUAUAUAUUCAUAUACAUGCAUAAUGUAAAAGAAGGUGAGCAUUAACUGUACAGGUAGCUUCACUACAAACAAAACAUGCCCACACAGAUAUCGUCUAGCAAUUGUGGUGAUGGAGGGGUGGGCAAGGAAUCAACUGAAAAUUGGCAGCAAUAUAAGGUUUCAAGCUAGAUACAAGAAAAGAAACACCAUAUCUCACAAUGAAACUACAUUUGCUGGUUUAUGUUUCAUGGCAUGCUUAAAGGGAUAGUUCACUGACAAAAUUGAAAAUGCUGUCAUUAUUUUAUGAUUGAUACCACCCUCAUGUUGUUCUAACCCAUAUUUCUUUCUUUCGUGGAACACAAAAUGUUAGGAUCAAAAUGUAUGUUCUGGAGAUGUUAGGCAGAAUGACAGCCUCAAGUCACCAUUUACUUUCAUUGUAUGGGAAAAAAGUAAUAAACAUUUUAAUGAAAGUGAAUGUGGACCAGUGUGGGGUGUAAUCUGAUAACAAUGUAAUUAAUUACUGUAAUUUAUUUACUUUUUAGUCAAAAAGGUACAGAUAAGAUUAUAUUUAAUUAAUAUUAAUGAAUGUAAUUUCUUAUAUUACUUGGAUUUCACAUAUUUUUUAAAUAAUAUAAUUAAUGUAUAAUACAUAAAUAUGAAUUCAUAUGCAAGUCUGUUUGCAUUUCUGUGACACCUAAAGAGUGAGAAUGAACAGAGGAAAUAAACACAUUAUUUUGAAUUUGUUGAGCAGAAAAACAUAAACGGUUAUGAAGUGUUUUAGGAAGUAACUUAAAAGUAAAGUAACUCGUUUUGUGAUUACUUUUCUGAUGAAUUAAUCAGUAAAGUAUCUGAUUGUAAUUUGUAAUAUAAAAAAGUAAUUUGUAAUUUGAAGUGGAUUACUUUUUUGUGUAAUUUACCCAACACUGACAUGACAUACUAACGUACUACCUAACAUCUCCUUUUGUGUAAGAAAGAAAGUCCUAUGGGUUUGGAACAACACAAGGGUGAAUAAAUGAUGCCAGAGUUUUCAUUUUUGGGUGAACUGCAAUAAGAGAUCAAAAGAUACAGUUCUCAGAAGCUCAAUACAGAGAAUGAGGGAAGUACACAGAGUCUUGUAGACAGGAGGGAGAUGGAGGGUGAAGUAAAAUGAGCGAGAAGAAUGAGAUGAGUAAGAGAGAGAGAAAGACAAGGCCAGUGGAGAAUAAUUGGUGAAAGAAAUUAUGUAGAGAAGAGGUGAGGAGGAAAAAAGAAAAAGGGCCUGAUUGCAGGUAGUUGGCUUACUGUUGUCCCUUUAUUUUAACGUCAGUCUCAGUGGGUUUCUGCUACAGAGGUCAUGAAGCAGCAUGACAGUUAAAAGCCCCUCAAGAGGAAACCAGGGAAAGGAAAAUAAAAGAAUUUCAGCCUUCAGUGUUUGAAUAUCCACGCACUGCAGUAUUGUGUGAUUAUACACACAUUUUCUCUUUGUUUUGUAGUCGUGUUUAAGAUUACUUAUGUCAUUCAUCAUCUGCUGAACGUCAAUCAUAUGCUCAUUAUAAGUCAGCACUCAUAUGCAAGACCUCAUAAUUAAGCUGUGAAAAUUAGAUUUUUGUGAUUUUUCCCCACUGGCCUAUUAUCUUACACCUGAAGUUUAUAACGCUCAGGAUUAACAGAUUGUCCCUAGUCCAGAGCAUACCUCUUUAACACAUUGGCAUGGUUAUUUUAGAUAAUGCCAAGGUGGAAAAAGUGGUUUAGAAAUUAUGAAGGCAAUGUUUUGACUAACAUGGUCUUACAACUGCUGGUUCCAGGAUGAACAGGUAGCAAGUAACACAUAGGAGAAUUUUUCAAAAUGAAACAAGUGGCUUUAGUUCUGCCUUUAUAUAUAAUUUGUUGGUAAGCCAAAAAAGAAGUGAAUUGGAUAACCUUGGUUAUUAAUAUUCAAGGAUUUUUCUGGGAUCAAGACAAGUUAAAUUCAGUUAUUUAACUUGCAUUUGUGGCAUAAUAUUGAUUGCCACAAAACAAAAAAAAGAUGUAAUAAUCAUUGUUAUAGUAACAAUGGAAAUGAAUGGAGCCAGUACAUGAACAUUAAAUAUAUAGCCUACUGUUUCAAAAGUAUUCACUUAUGUUUUCCUCUUUUGUAAGUCGCUUUGGAUAAAAGCGUCUACCAAAUGAAUAAAUGUAAAAGUAUUGCCACAAGAUGUAAACAUUAUACAUGUUUACAUGAUUUAAGUGUGAUAAAGUCAAGGGUUCAGAGGCGUUAAAGUUUACCAGAUUGCAUUGUUUACUGGCGUUACGUCACCAUAACAACAAGGUUGUAAUCCAUCCAUCCAUCCAUCGUCAACCGCUUAUCCUGUGUACAGGGUCGCGGGGGGCUGGAGCCCAUCCCAGCUAACAUUGGGCGAAAGGCGGGGACACCCUGGACAGGUCGCCAGUCCAUCGCAGCAAGGUUGUAAUAUUGGAUAUAAUUUUACACAGAUGGUUUGUUAUUGAUUUUGACACUGAAAUCAUGUUACCAUGUGUUAUGUUUAACUAUUAUCCCUAUACUUUACAAACAGUGUGUAUUUUAAUAUUUAUGGACAAGUAAAAUAUAUAUAUAUAUUUUUGUGGUUGUCAAUGUUAUGCCACAAAUACUGUCUAUUGAGCUUAACUUAAACUUGGAACUUUAUUUUAUGUGUCAAUUGACCAAAUAAUAUGGAGAGUUAGCGCACAAUCAUAAGUGUAAUGUCGGCCUUAUGCAACUUUUAUGCCUUUUUGGCAAUUGUCUAACCCCAAUCCUAUUCCAGAGGCAAAACAAUGCCUCCACUAUAGCCUUUCCUCUGCCACCCUGUUUAAUUGUAUUUCACAUCUCUUAAGAUGACUAGAAAAUGCAUGAUCAUUUGGGGUGGGUGACAGAGGAAUAAAAUGCUAAUUUUGGCCUUUUCCUCACCCACUCACCCUGAACGGAACCUGUCUCCCACGCUUAGUUCAGCCACGACACCGCAAGUUCCCCCUCACUGUCAUCUCAGUCAUGUGCUCAUGGAGGAAGGGCUUUGUAAACUGGUGUCAUGGAAACUGAGCUAUAUCCUACACUAUCAGCCUUUCUCUCGAAGCAUGUCUCCCGCAGUUCAAACAACCUCACAGCAUACCCCAAACAGCAGGCUCUAGAGCCCAACACUUAGCCAGUGUAAUGGAUUAUGUUUCUUAAUUUGAUUUUUUUUGUGUAAAAGAUAUGAUAUGUGCAUUUGUGUUUUGUACAACCCCCAUCCUUCCUCCUCUGACUGAAUUGAGUAAUGUUACAGGUGCUGUUGUCUCUGUCCUCCUUUCUCUUUCUCUCUUACUCUCCUGCUUUAAUUUAUUGUGCUGUUUUCUUAAGGCUAAUUUGCCACUCUUGCUGAUAACAUCAGUUCUUUUUUGGUAAUAUUUAUCCUUCUAUUUUUUGUUAAGUUUAGUCACAGCUAAUGUAACAAAACACACUGUGAUGAUUCCAGUAUUAAUAAAAG